AUGGCCCGCUUUCUGCUUUUUGAGCACGGUGCCUCUAGCGACUUCUUAUGCUCCUGGUCUUCUGCACAGCUGGAAUCCAUGCCAAAUAGACCCUCACACAACAGGGGCUUCUUUGUGAAGUUCGGCACCAAGUUCUCUUUCCGCGUGGAAUCGCCCGGGGAUGGAGAUGGAAUGCGCGCUUCAAACAGGGAGAUGAUCAAGCGAGCCUCGUGGCUGCAACAAGCGUGUCGGACCCGAGAUUGCCCUGGCAAUUUCGUCUCAGCUGUUGGAAAGGAGGAGACCGACAUGCUUGAUUGUGAUUGGCAAGAAGACUCAAUGAACUUCUUGUUUAGCUUCUCGGCUGGCUCAAUCGUGGGCAUGUGCAUGCCCGCUGUGGACCUGAAAGCGACGUCACUCAACACUUUCGCAGCAGGGGUUGUGGCGGAAUCCUUCCCCGUGCACAUAGGUGCAGACUACACAGACACCCUGAUGAUUCUAGCCAGCGGGGUUCGGCAGAGCCUUCAGAAAGAGGCCACUGUCGUACAAGUACCGCAGCCUUGCCGGGUCUUUGGCCUGAUGCUCAGAUUGAUUGAUCACUCAGACCGACUCCUGAUCUUUCCUGGUGAUGUACAUGGUCAGCUUCGUGAUCUGCUGCUGCUGUUCCACGCGUUUGGAGUCCCGGGCCGUGCUGGCCAUGAUCGCCACUACGUCUUCAAUGGGGACUUCGUGGAUCGUGGAGCUCACCAGCUGGAGGUUGUUGGGGUACUCUUCGCCCUCAAGCUCACCUUCCCCUCGCAUGUGUGGCUUGUGCGGGGCAACCAUGAAGACACGCUCAUGAAUCGCAAGUAUGGCUUCGAGGAGGAAUGCCUGGAAACUUUGGGAACUGCGAACGGCGCCAAGACUUUCGAACUCUUCCAAAAGGCCUUCGAGUGGUUGCCGCUAGCUUGCCUCAUCGAUGACCAGAUCUUGACAGUCCACGGUGGAAUUGGCGACGGCAAAUGGACAAUCGCAGAGCUGUCUUGCGUCCCCCGCCCUCUUAAUUCGGAGGAUUUCCACACACCUGAGAAAAGAUGGCUUUACAAUAUCCUAUGGUCGGAUCCCAUCCCAGAGGAUGGGGAUAUUGAGGCAACGACCGUGUUCGGAGUUCACAGCUCCCCGCGCAAUGCAUCUGCAGUUAAAUUUGGUUGGAACGUCACAAAGACAUUCUGUGCUCUUAACGGAAUUGGUUUGGUGAUUCGUAGCCAUCAAUGCCUCGAGCGGGGUCGCGGAUUCGAAGUGAUGCAUGAGGACAAACUGAUGCGAGUUUUCUCAGCUCGCGAUUAUGAGGAUCAUCACAACGAUGCUGCUGUGCUGUCCAUUCAGCGCAGCGGCAACAGCGAGGAUUCCAGAGCACCAUUGGUGGUGCGUGCGCAGGAGGCCGCGCAGACAGCAGCUGGACUGAGGACCCUAACCCAGACGUUAGACAGCAACAUCGGCUACGCAGAGGUGUGCGCGCUGAGCCAUGGCUGUCGUCUUCUUGAAGGUCCUUCCGAUGCACCCCGGGCCGCGGGUUAUGUGGCGCCUGGUGCAUCCACGCAUGCGCCGCCCAGCACUGCAGGCAGUGUGGACGCUGCGUUGGUGCGACGAAGCUGGCUUGGUUCCCGUCUGCCGGGCCUGCCAUCCGCACUUGAGGUUGGAUCCGAACGACCUGAGCAUUGUCGGUUCAAAGUUCAGUUUUUGCUCAGUGCUGUCUGGAACGCAUCAGCAGCUUCAGCUGAUUCCGUGUGCUUGGAUGUGAAUGGGCUUCUGCGAGACCAGCUUCCGUAG
This is a messenger RNA of Symbiodinium natans, 1785 nucleotides long. The record is from the annotation of a GenBank genome assembly. Lineage: Eukaryota; Dinophyceae; Suessiales; Symbiodiniaceae.